CCCUCGCGCCGAUUCAUCUGCGCAACCGAAACAAAAAACAACAACAAAUCCGUCGUCGCAAGUCCCGUUUUUCUGCUCAGCUGUUUUAAAAAAGUCGUGUUUUUGUGAAUUUCUGCUCGAACACUCGCCUGCAAAAUGGUCGAAUCGGUGGCGGACGAGUGCAAAAACCCGUCGGACGAUGGGCCGCAGAACGUGCUGGACACGUUUGCUUCGGGCGAUUUGAGCAGGAUCUGGGAAAUUAUCCGGGGGCUGGAGGCGGCUGAGUUGACGGAGGACCGGUUCGAGGAGGCCUACGAGGAGUACACGGAACUGCUGGCCAAGUACCAGGAGCAGCCGCACCUGCUGGAUGGAAGUUUGGAGGAGCUGGUCGAGGGGAUUUUGAGGUACAUUUUGGAGGGUGAGCGGGACAAGUUGAUGAAGCACCGGGCGGCUAAGUAUCUGUACCAGAUUUGCAAGGUGCGGACUUUUAAGGCUUUUCAGAAGCACUUGCCGCACGAGAUUCGGCAUCUGAGCUUUGUGCUGGGGUACUUGGAGCAGCAGGAUCUGGAGGAUUGGGAGAACUGGGAGACGCGGUUCAUUUGCCUGUUGUGGCUUUCGCUGCUGGUGUUGAAUCCGUUCGAUUUGAGCCGGCUAGAUGGGAACGAGGGUGGUCCUACGACGAUGGACCGGAUUUACCGGGUGUGCAAGGAGAGUUGUUUGAAGGAGGACAGCUGCACGCCAAUUGCGGCCUUUUUGGGGUCGAAUUUCCUCAUCCGGAACGACGUGAAAAAGGUUUAUUUGGGGGAUUUCUUUGACUGGACCAUUUCCGCUUCGGAUAUUGUGGUUGAUCCGAAGAUUGGACCGCUGUCGGGAAUCGCGUGCGUUUUGAAGCACGGCAAACGUGACGAUUUGCUUCCGUUUGUGGGGAAACUGGCCGAGUGGGUGCUCCACCUGGAUUACGAAAAGAUCUGCAAGAAUUUCAAAGUCUACAAGCAGUGCAUCAAAAUUUGCCAACGGAUUGGUUUGGUUUUACUCCCGCCGCGGAUUGCCAAGUGGCGCUAUCAACGGGGAGCCCGCUCUCUGCUGGCCAACGUCCAGCGAACCGUUACGACGGCCUCAUUGCAAGCAGACUCUUCAACAAAACCGGAAGAAUCGUCUCCGGACGAGGCCGAGGACGAUGAAGACGACGAAGUCCCGGCGGAGAUUGAAGAAAUCAUCGAGCGACUCCUGCUCGGUCUCAAAGUCAACGCCACCAUCGUGCGGUGGAGCUCGGCCAAGGGCAUUGGCCGCAUCACGAACCGGCUCCCAAAAGCCCUUGGCGACGAAGUCGUCUCCUCCGUUAUCGAACUGAUCAACCCGCUCGAACAGGACGACGCCUGGCACGGUGCCUGUCUCGCCCUAGCCGAAUUGGCCAAACGAGGUCUGCUGCUGCCCUCGCGCCUUCCCGAGAUCGUCCCUCUACUUCUUCAAGCCCUAGUCUACGACGAAAUCCAGGGCUACCGUGCCGUUGGCCAGAACAUUCGCGAUGCCGCCUGCUACAUGAGCUGGGCCUUUGCCCGGGCCUACCAUCCGACCGUCCUGGCCCCGUUUGUGGAGCGAAUCGCUGCGGCACUGCUCGUUACGGCCGUGUUCGAUCGCGAAAUCAACUGCCGCCGGGCGGCUUCGGCAGCGUUCCAGGAAAGCGUAGGCCGGCUGGGAAAUUUCCCCCACGGCAUCGACAUCCUGACCACGGCCGAUUUCUUCUCGGUGGCCGUCAGGAGCAACGCGUUUCUGCAGAUUAGCGACUUUAUCGCGCAGUUUGACGAAUAUCGCCGGAAGCUGAUUGACCAUCUCAUCGCGAAGAAGAUCAACCACUGGGACACCAACAUCCGCGAGUUGUCGGCGCAAGCGCUGAGCAACCUGUCCCGGCGAGAUCCCGAGUACAUGCGCGACACCAUUCUGCCCAAGCUGUUCAACUUGACGGAGACGACCGACCUGAACGCGCGCCACGGAGCCACGUUGGCCAUCGGGGAGAUCAUUUUGGCGCUGCAGAAGCUCGUUGAGGAAAAGGGAGACGGCGAGCACGGCGGUUAUCUGUCCGAGGAGAUUGUCGAGCGAGGUGGCCAGCUGGUGAUCAAGUUUCGCCAGCGGGGACAGUUCAAGGGCAUGAGCGGAACGUACAUGAAGCACGGAUGCGCCAGCUUUAUCAAGAAUUGUAGCGAGGCGAAGCUGACGCUGACGGUGGAGCAAAUUGAAUCCUGGCAACUCCUGCUGGACGAGUCUAUCGUGGACGAGAAGACCAACACACGAGAGCUGGCGGUGUCCGCAUUUGCUUCUUUCUGCACCACGUACUAUCGAGCGGAAGAUCCGGCCAAGCUGGCAGCCCUGAUCGAUCACUACCUGCGGGACAUCCGCAACACCCAGAUCGAACACAAAGCCCAAGGCGUCGCGUCCGCGCUGGGAGUUCUUCCGCGGUUCAUGCUUGAGCACCGGCUGCCGCAGAUCUUGGACGUGCUCGACGAGAAAACGGUCCUUCCGGAGUUGCUCGCUGUCGGGUACAACCACUCCGAGAUGCGACGGGACUGUAUCAAGGCACUGGCCAACAUCGUGCAAACGGUUGGCUUCGAGGACGCUACGCUGGAUUUGGACAAGGUCUACGCGAUCUACUUGCGAGCGCUGGAAGAGUACGCCAUAGACAACCGCGGGGACAUCGGAUCGUGGGUUCGCGAGGCAGGAAUCUGCGCCCUGCAUCAGUUUUUGACCACGUGUCCACCAGGGCUGUUGAAGCCGGACCAGGUGCAGCGCGGUAUGGUCGCGAUUGCGAAGCAGUCCGUUGAGCGAAUCGACAAGAUCCGUGCGAUUGCUGGAAGGUUCUUCGCCUCGUUGAUCUACCACCAGCCGGAUAUUCCCCACAUUACGAAUCGCGACGCUUUGAAGAAGAUCUUCCCCGAAGACACCACCGAAAUUCUGUGGCUAUUCCCGCAUCACACAUUCCCUCUGUUUAUCCAGCUGCUGGACAUUCCCGAGUACGUUCCCAGCAUCACCGGUGGUCUCAUCCUGUCCGUCGGCGCCCCGACCGAAUCUCUGCACAGCUGCGCCGCCAAGAUCAUGAACGAAUAUCUCAAAGCGCAUCAGCCGUUCAUUCCCACGUUCGGAACAACCGCGCUGAACAUCCUCCAGGAAAAGACCCCCAAAGACACCCUCGUCAUGACGUCCGCGUUCCAGUUCAUCUCCGAGCUGCUCCAACCCGCUACCAACUCGCGAAUACUUCUAUCGGACGCCGAUGCCACCUUCCCCGAGGCGAUCUUCGCCCUCGUCAACGACCUUAUCGUCCACAGCAAGAAGCACCUCAACUCGAUUCCCGUCUAUUGUGCGCUCAUGCUUGGGCCCGCCAUCUGCCGACGGGUGCUCAGCAAGCUGGUCAUGUACCUGGGCAUGUUGUGCGUCAACAUCCGGCGUGAAACGGCACUGAAAAUGUACGAAACGCUGCUCGUGUACGGCGACCAGACGUGCAUUCCCGAGGAGAACCUGGACGAGGUGUUGGCCUGUCUGAGCGAGGAAAAGUGGGACGGUGAGCUGGAGGACGCACGCCGCAUUAGGAACCAGCUGUGCGGCCUGAUGGGCAUCAAGGCACCGGUCGCGAGGGUUAAGAAGUGAGGAGAAACGCUUGGAAUGCACUAUCUACUAACGCUUACUAAACAGAAAUUAUUUAGAUGUUACGCUUGACGGAAUGGCCUUACGUUUGUUGGCGAAACAGAAUGCACGUUUGAGUAUUAAAAAUGCUUGCUAACCACUA
Messenger RNA from Culex quinquefasciatus (southern house mosquito), 3754 nucleotides. RefSeq names its product tubulin-specific chaperone D (gene TBCD). Gene Ontology annotation, cellular component: lateral plasma membrane. Lineage: Eukaryota; Metazoa; Arthropoda; Insecta; Diptera; Culicidae. The record is from RefSeq and is a predicted model, not a curated record. The transcript has 3 exons. Gene Ontology annotation, molecular function: GTPase activator activity; beta-tubulin binding. Bases 136 to 3615 code for a protein of 1159 amino acids. Gene Ontology annotation, biological process: bicellular tight junction assembly; post-chaperonin tubulin folding pathway; tubulin complex assembly.